Messenger RNA from Maylandia zebra (zebra mbuna), 807 nucleotides. Its product is annotated as claudin-like protein ZF-A89. Lineage: Eukaryota; Metazoa; Chordata; Actinopteri; Cichliformes; Cichlidae. The record is from RefSeq and is a predicted model, not a curated record. Gene Ontology annotation, molecular function: structural molecule activity. Gene Ontology annotation, cellular component: membrane; bicellular tight junction.
UGAUUCUUUCUCACAGCUCUCUGUUGUGCCAGAAGAGACAGUAUGGCAUCUGCAGAACUUCAGAUCUUGGGCAUCAUUUUGGCAGUGAUUGGCUUUUCUGGAGACAUAAUUACAUGUGCUUUGCCAUUGUGGAAGGUGUCUGCUUUCAUUGGAAACAACAUUGUGACAGCACAAGUUUUCUGGGAGGGUCUCUGGAUGAACUGUGUAAUGCAGAGCACUGGCCAGAUGCAGUGCAAGGUCUACGAUUCCAUGCUCGCUCUUCCUCAAGACCUGCAGGCAGCCCGUGCUCUGGUUGUGAUCUCCAUCUUGGUCACCCUAAUGGGACUCCUGCUUGCCAUCGCAGGCGGAAAGUGCACCAACUGCAUUGAAGAGGAGACUGCCAAGAGUAAGGUGGCCAUUGCUGCGGGGGUGGUGUUCAUUGUUGGUGGCAUCCUGUGCCUCAUCCCUGUAUCCUGGUCUGCUAAUGAGGUCAUCAGGAACUUCUACAACCCAAUCAUGUCUGACGGACAGAGGAGAGAGCUUGGAGCAUCGCUGUUCAUUGGCUGGGCUUCAUCUGGACUCCUGAUCAUUGGAGGUGCACUCCUUUGUUGUCAGUGCAAGCAGCCUAAAGAUGGUGGCUACUCUGUCAAAUACUCUGCUCCACGCACUGCAACAGGUGGUGGAGCAUAUGUUUAAAUGUCUGCAAGAGGUUGGAACGGCUGUAGACUGUCACCCUCAAGAGAAAUGGACUAGGCUGUUUUUAUGGACUAAAUAUUUAGGUGCUUUUACUUUACUUUUGAUUUAAUAAAACUCUAUUCACUAACUUGA